Molecule: messenger RNA, 623 nt
Organism: Hymenoscyphus albidus
Lineage: Eukaryota; Fungi; Ascomycota; Leotiomycetes; Helotiales; Helotiaceae
Source: the annotation of a GenBank genome assembly
AUGAUCAGUAUCGGAGGUCGACGGCUGGAAAAUGGGGACAAGUCUCCAGAGCCCUGGUCAAAUGGACUCGGGAUUUUUGAUAUGACAACUCUAAAAUGGUCCGAGAACUAUGAUUCGAAAGCCCAGGACUAUACACCACAUUCGGUGGUGACCACUGUAUACUCGGAUGCUUCGAUUCAUCCUACUAAUUGGAGUAGCCCUGCCUUAUUAGAUAUAUUCAAGGUUAGGUCCUUGAACGAUUCAUCCAUCACCAACUCCAGCGAUACCGCUAUGACUACUUCCACCCCGAACAAUACCCCACCAACAGCAACUCCGGACAAGGGCCCUCCAAUAACAAUUCAAUCAUCGCUGGAAUCGCAAUCCUUGCAUUCCUCAUCGGCCUAUUUUUCUAUCUCCGGAAACGAACUAGACAACCCAGCCAAGAAGACUACACCACCGCUGAAACGAGCGAGCUGAAGGAGGAAACCUGGGAGGGACAGGAAGUGCAUGGCAACUCACGUCCCGCCGAGAUGGACGCAUAUGGUCGGUAUCAUUACCACGAAAUGGACUCGGUUCAGGCCCUUAGACCGUCCGAACUGCCAGGUAGUGCUGAUUCGAGGACUGGACUAAGACCCAACACAUGA